This is a messenger RNA of Bacillus rossius redtenbacheri, 1721 nucleotides long. It is a transcript of the gene Trmt112, whose product is annotated as multifunctional methyltransferase subunit TRM112-like protein. The coding region runs from base 217 to 594 and encodes 125 amino acids. Gene Ontology annotation, biological process: tRNA methylation; peptidyl-glutamine methylation; rRNA (guanine-N7)-methylation. The transcript has 4 exons. The record is from RefSeq and is a predicted model, not a curated record. Lineage: Eukaryota; Metazoa; Arthropoda; Insecta; Phasmatodea; Bacillidae. Gene Ontology annotation, molecular function: protein heterodimerization activity.
UCGCGGUUGACGCAUUCCUCAAAUUGAACAAAAAGUUGAAUCGUGUGGGACCACCUUAAAACGUACUUCCUGGAAUAAUCGAGCCAUCGACUUGGCUUCUGAGGUUCAUUUUUUUUGUUUUUGUUUGUUAUUCAGGGUACUAGAUUGUCGUGGUUAAUUGUUUGGCUUUAUACCACAUUCAAUAAGUAUUACUGAAAUUGAGACACCCCAAACAAAAUGAAAUUAUUAACCCAUAAUAUGUUAACUUCUAAGUGCAUGAAAGGCGUCACAGUUGGGUAUCCAUUAGGGAUAGUGGCAAAAGAUGUGAAAGUAUCUGAAACGGAAUUUAAUUCUGAUUUCUUGGUGCGCAUAAUCCCAAAACUGGACUGGAAUACACUGUGGACUGCUGCAGAUAGUAUAGGGUAUGCUGCAGAGCUGCCAAAAACAAUAGUUGAAAACUAUGAAAGUAAUGAAGAUUUUUUGAAGAAAGUACAUCACAUACUGUUGGAGGUUGAUGUGGUCACCGGUGAUCUCGUGUGCCCUGAGUCCGGGCGGAAAUUUCCAAUAAAUGAGGGGAUCCCAAACAUGUUACUGAACGAGGAUGAACUCAGCUGAAUGUGCUGCUUCUCUUAAAGGGAAUAUGUAAAUUUUGUUUGAAUGUGCGAUGUAAUUAUGUGAGCUGCCAGUAUAUUUUGUCACUCUUUAAAGAGGACUGUAGUUAGUUCUCCUAAGUUGUACUACACAAACAGUGCCAUUUCCAGUGUUGGGCCAUAUAAAGGAGGUAAAAAAAAAAUGUGUACAGGGGAAGCCAAGUUAAUAAAUUUGACAGCUCCAUUAUCUGGUUGGAAUGAGAGGAAGCAGCAGUCUGUGUAGUUACUGGUACUGGGAAUACCAGAAUUUCAGUUAUUUGGUUUGUGUGUAUAGAGCAGGCAACAAAUUGACUGAUAUAGAAGAUGCAGAGAGACACAUGCAAGUGGUGUACCACACCGAGGGCAAGUGCGGUAUCCUAUAAGCAACAGUCUGAGGAAUGUUGGCAGAACAUACACUAAAGAUUUGUUGGCAUUGGAAGUGAUGUAGGGCUGCAGAGGUAAAUUCUAAAUUCAUUACUUUGAAAGAAAAAAAUAUAUACACACACGCAUAUGUAGAGUCCCUUUCUCAAAGCAGAAAGAACAAAAGAUGUCUUCUCAGCACUUUCUUGCCUAGAACAUGAAAAUAAAUUUUCAGGUAUCACUUACUAAAACUGUAUCUGCAAAAUUUUGGUUUUGUAUACUGCAAUCAGUUAGUCACAUUGCUACAUAACUAGUAAAAGAUGUUUGUUCAAUGAGACUGGCAAGGCAAGUACUUCACCCUGCGAUGUAAAUUUUUUAUUGUGGAAAUUAUUCUUUAAAAAUCAUACAAAAUGCAGCAAAUUGAGCUACAGCUGUGAUAUGAUUUUUCGUCUUAAGUGAUACAUUUUGCUUUAUAUUUGAGUGGAAAAUGUAAUAUAAACAUAAAGCUGUAAUAAUAAGGAUGAUAGUAUGCAAAAUUUUAGGUAGCUAUUAAAGAUUAAGAAUUUGUAAAAUAAUACUGCAAAUAAUUUGUUCUGAAAGACAAAUAUGUAAGUAUGUACAAACAAAAAAAUCUUUAACAAAAAUUCAGCACAGUUAAAUCAUCCAUUUAUGCAGUAAAUAGUAAUGUUUUGUUUUCUUAAAACUGUUGUUAAAAAAUUGUGAAUGGAAAUAAAGUGAGCCAUACACACUGUU